Prunus armeniaca (apricot) is the source of this 306-nucleotide messenger RNA. The record is from the annotation of a GenBank genome assembly. NCBI's taxonomy places the organism in Eukaryota, Viridiplantae, Streptophyta, Magnoliopsida, Rosales, Rosaceae.
AUGGCUCUGCCAUGUGGACUAGUCAAACAAUCCCCCGGUUGGAUUGUUUCCCCGUCGUUCUUAUUUCUCGGUAAGGAUACUUCCUCGCCGGUUGUACCAUUGGGUACGUUUUCGAGAGGGAGAUUUUGCCAAAUUUUUGGUAGACAGUCUCGGUCUUUAGUAAGUGGGCCCGGCAUUGGGGUAAUGUCGGAAUUUAGGCGGGGUCCGUCCCGGUUUCCCAGGAGAUUCGGGACGGGUCCUGUCAGUAAGUGUAAGCACGCAAGCCCUCAAACCAAACGGUGCCAAUCCUCAAACCUAAAACCUUAG